UGAAGCUGAAGCUGGUCUGGUCAGUCUCAGUGGCAGAGUGGCUGAGAGUACAGCGGGGUUUCUGGAAGUGAAACAGCGGUGUUUCUGCUGGAAAUGCUCUCUUUAUUUGAUUACAGAGUGUGAAGGACAUUUUCGCUCCCUAGCUGAUCAGACCAGCGCUGUUGUUUCGUCGCGGCGGCGGUAGAAUUAAUCCAUAACAACACACAGGUCUGCAGAUGGGUCAGGGCCUGUGGAGGGUAGCGAGGAACCAGCAGCUGCAGCAGGAGUACAGCGAGCAGUGUUUCCUCCAGCGCAGUGAGCGUCGCCGCAGGAUGACGCCGCUGAUGAGCGAGACACCGUCACAGUCACGCCGAACGCCACAGUGUCACGCCGACCUCGGACACCUGCUGCGCGCACGCAAGGCCAAAGAGGAGCAGGGCUUCAUCGACCUGGACAUGCUGCCUCCAGAGCUCGGCAUCACCAUUCUGUCCUACCUGAACGCCACCGACCUGUGCCUGGCCUCCUGCGUGUGGCAAGAACUGGGCAAUGACGAGCACCUGUGGCAGGGCUUGUGCAAGUCCACAUGGGGUCACUGUUCCAUCUACAACCGGCUCCUUCCCCCCGGCUUCUCCUACAGAAAACUCUACAUGCAGCUCGAUGAAGGAAGUUUGACGUUCAACGCUAACCCUCAGGAGGGUAUCGCUUACCUUAUGUCCAGAAGCAUUCUCCUGGACCAUCCGAAGGAAAUCGCCAAGUUCAUAUUCUACACCAGAACGCUGAACUGGAAGAUGCUGCGUAUUUAUCUUGAUGAACGUCGUGAAGUUCUGGACGAGCUGGUCACACUACACAACUUCAGUAACCAGUUCCUUCCCAACGCAUUGAGGGAUUUCUUCAGACACAUUCACGCGCCCGAGGAGCGCGGCGAGUACCUGGAGACGCUCAUCACAAAAUUCUCACACCGGUUCUGUGCCUGUAACCCCACGCUGGUGAGGGACGUCGGCCUCACGCCUGAUGCCGUGUACGUGCUGUGCUACUCGCUCAUCCUGCUCUCCAUCGACCUGAGCAGCCCACACGUGAAGAACAAGAUGUCCAAGCGCGAGUUCAUCCGUAACACGCGGCGCGCCGCACAGAACAUCAGCGAGGACUUUGUGGGCCAUCUGUAUGACAACAUCUAUCUGAUUGGCCACGUGGCUGCCUAGCAGAUCAUACACACUCGUGUGCGCACGCACAUACACACAGGCACUGGCCAAUAAAACACUCGGCUAUGGCACUGACACGUAUUCCGCUAAUACGAAAGGGUUCCUCCGAGGAUGGAGACACAUCAACGCUGAGGUAUAGAGGUAUUCAUUAGGAUAGUGUAGGGAACGCUAGACAGCAACACACACACACACACACACACAACAUGGGUUGCCUUAAGAGGCAGAAAAGAGUAGCGACUCGCUCACAGCUUAAAACUGCAGAGCCAUGUAGCCACACAAAGCUAAAUGCAGCCGUGUCAUUAUAAAUCGAUUGUAAUCUCCACGCUUGACAUGUGACCCGAGUCUGCUCGCUCGCCGUUUAUUACAUUUUUGCUCUUUUUUUUUAAAUGAAGCCACAGUCUGCGAACGAGAUUAUUUUUCCAUUCGAUGUCUGUCUACCCUCUCUCUGCAUCCGUUUCCUCUCUUCUUUAUAUCCGUCGAUUCCAAAGCAGCCGCAAAAAAACAUCUGGUUCGAUCCGGAUGGAAACGAAGGGUUUUUAGAUGUUGACGAUGUUGAUGUACCAACAGUCUUCAUCAUGUGAUUGAUUUUUCAAAACAGCUCAAUGUUGCUGACAAACUUUCUCGGCCUGAAGUGACGUAUAACAGAAACGUAUCGAGAUUCCGAAUAGGAACCGGACACGGAGAUGAAGAUUCUUGACCAGUCCCAAAGCCGUAACGUUGGCAGCUCUCGGCCCCAGGUUCGAUCUGGGUUCUCCGGUUUCCUCCCAACUUCCAAAAAAAAAAAAGUUUGUUGCACUGGCAUCUCAUCCAGCGUUCCUGGGAUCGACUCCGGUUCCACAGUGACCCUGACCUGGAGCGAAGCCCUCACCCUCACUGAAGAUCCCGUUCUUCUAAAGACUUGGAAAUCCUAAUUCUCUUUGGAAUCAUUUUUGAACUCGUAGCUCAUUCAAGUCUGCUGGACCGAGUAGCAAUUGCUUUAAUGAUUGCCGUUUGUGUGUGUGUGUGUGUGUGUGUGUGUGUGUGUGUGUAUACACACCGCUUUAAAAUGAGGUGCGUGAGGAUGCGAAGGGAAGGGAACGCCUCGCCUCGCUCCCGCCGCCUGUAUAACCUCUCGCUGCUUCUGCUGUAACACAAGCGAAUCUCUGACACUGUUACUGUUCAGUUGAUCAAGAGCACUUUAACCCGACGAGAGAGGUUGUGGUGUGGUGGUUUUUUUUUUUUUUUUCAUUAUUAUUAUUAUUAUUGUUGAAUAUUCUAUCCAUCCGUCUUUCUAAUUUGGGGUUUAUGUAUGCACAUGUGAAGGAGCUCCACAGUAGUGCCAAUAGCAAUGCUGAAGUGUGUGUGUGUGCACUGACAUAACAUUCGCAUGAUCUAUUAUAAACAGAUAUGAUUAAUACGACUUGUUUUAUUUGCACAUUUAUGUACAUAUGAGUAUAGAGGUUUAUAUAGAAAAUUUUAUUUUUAAAUAUUUUAGCUAAUUUUUUUUUUAAUUUUUAUUUUUCCCCCCUUUCCCUUAAUUGAUAAGGUGACUUCUUUCUUUCUUCCUCGCUCUCAUACACACACAAAAAAACCACUUGCAUCAUUGAUGUCCAUCAUGCAAAUGAAAUGCUAAUGAUGCAAACAGAAGUCCGGUGUAUAUCUGUGUUUUAUGCAGACUUUUUUUUUUUUUUUUUCUUCCCCUCCCCCAUGUACAUCCCUACAAUCGUUCUGCUGCUGUUCUGAGAAAAUCUCUGACCCUUCAGGAAACAACUCUUCCAUUUUAUCUAAUAAUUUGGCCUAAUUAUCAUGUGUUUAGAAGGCAUGUAAGGUUUUAAAAGAUGUACGACCUUGGUAUCGCUUUGAAUCGUCCUGUCAAAUGAUCAUCACUAGUGCUGCGUUUGAUUGGAUCCAAGCUAAACAGGGUGGAGUGCUGAGAGUAAAUAACUGUCACUUGCACUAGAAGUGAAGAUGUAACAGCCUCGGGACGACGCCGGCGUCCAUUCACACUUAUUUUUUUAAUGUAAUACCGGCGCGUGUGCGCACACUUGUUUGUUCGCUUUCCCGGAGGCCUUAUGCGACGGAGUAAUAAAAGAUUGUCGCAGGAUAAAGUUGGCUUUUCUCCUGAUAGACUGCAGAAUUAAACCCAUAACAAUGAAACGCUGAUGUUUUGAUCAAAUUUAUUCAAUAUUAAGAAAUUAGUAGGUAAUUGUUUUUGAGAGGUUUCUGAAUGACAACACUGGACUAAAAUACUUCUAGAUUGCAUAAAAAAAAUAAAAAUGCUGAAAAGCAUUAAAACUG
Molecule: messenger RNA, 3455 nt
Organism: Neoarius graeffei (lesser salmon catfish)
Lineage: Eukaryota; Metazoa; Chordata; Actinopteri; Siluriformes; Ariidae
Gene: fbxo8
Product: F-box protein 8
Exons: 6
Coding region: 216-1178 (320 amino acids)
Biological process (GO): regulation of ARF protein signal transduction
Molecular function (GO): guanyl-nucleotide exchange factor activity; protein binding
Source: RefSeq, a predicted model, not a curated record